AUGUAUUCCAAUCAGUACACUCCUCAGUAUUUUCAGUACAUUCAACCAUAUCAGCAAAGUCCAGCUAAUAACUAUCAAAUGUACAAUUAUAACCAACAACUGGCUUACAGCACUCCACAACCAACUCAAACAGCUGCGACAUUUAUAGGGCAAACCAUACCAGUCCAACAGCCACAAGCUACAAAUCCUAGAAAAAAGCUUUCAACAGUAUGGAUGGGGAACGUGGAACCUUAUAUGACUGAAAGUUUCAUCACUUCUGCAUUUCAUAAGAUGGGAGAAUUUCCAAAGAAUGUUAAGUUGAUUCGCAAUAAAGAUACUGGGCAAAAUGCUGGCUACGCAUAUGUUGAUUUAUAUGAUCCAGUAUCUGUUAUGCGAAAACUCAAUGGAAAAUUUAUACAUGGUACUAAUCCACCUGUUAAAUUUAAAAUCAAUCAUACUUUAAAUGAUGGAAAAUUUACUUCAAAUGGUAGAGGUUUUUCUGUGUGGUUAGGUGAUCUUAGCCCAGGUGUAGAUGACAAUCAGUUAUAUGAGACGUUUUCUUCCCGCUAUCCAUCAAUACGUAAAGCUAAAGUGGUCUUGGACAGUUAUGGUUUCAGUAGAGGAUAUGGUUUUAUGAAUUUUGCCAUUGAAGAAGAGCGAAAACACUUUCUUAACAAUAUGAAUGGUUUUCCAGGCCUUGGUUCCAAACCCAUUAAGGUUGCCAUACCAAAAUCAAAACGCCUUGUUGCUUCAAAUGACUCUCAAGAAUACAAUGCCAGUCAAGAUUAUGGACAAUAUUUUGAAACUGAUUGUUGGCGUCUGGCAUCUGGCAUCUGGUUCAAUCUGGAAAGAAACCUCGAAGCCAUAUAUGAAUUGUAA
This is a messenger RNA of Macrosiphum euphorbiae (potato aphid), 858 nucleotides long. The record is from the annotation of a GenBank genome assembly. Lineage: Eukaryota; Metazoa; Arthropoda; Insecta; Hemiptera; Aphididae.